This is a messenger RNA of Tauraco erythrolophus (red-crested turaco), 464 nucleotides long. NCBI's taxonomy places the organism in Eukaryota, Metazoa, Chordata, Aves, Musophagiformes, Musophagidae. The record is from RefSeq and is a predicted model, not a curated record.
AUGGGGCAGUAGCUGAAAUUGAGAAAAAGAUUAUAGAAGCUUUUGAGGUGUUUGACCAUGGAGGCAAUAAAACUGUGGAUGUCAGAGAGAUUGGUUCAAUUGUCAGGUCACUGGGUUGCUUCCCAACUGAGGCAGAACUACAUGAACUGCUUGCAAAGGUAGAAGAAGAACCACCAACCGGAUACAUUAAUCUGGAAAAAUUUCUUCCAGUGAUGACAAAAGUACUACUUGACAGAAGCUACCUGCCUAUUCCAGAAGAUGUUCUUCUGCGUGCAUUUGAGGCUUUGGAUGAGAAUAAAUGUGAAUAUAUUACUAAAGAGGAGCUGGCCAAAUAUUUGACUGAAGAAGGUGAACCCUUUACUCAGGAAGAAAUGGCGGACAUGCUCUCCGUGGCUCUAGAUCCACAAACAAAUACUGUUCGCUACAGAAACUACAUUUUAAUGCUGAUAAUAGAUGAAAAUUAA